AAGCCGAGAGGCGCCGCCGACCGCGCCUGCGACAGCGUCAGCCCUGCGCGGAACGCCGGCCCAUGGCGGCGGCGGCAAUGGCGGAGCAGGAGGGGGCCCGCAACGGCGCCCGAAACCGCGGCGGCGUCCAGCGCGUGGAGGGCAAGCUGCGCGCCAGCGUCGAGAAGGGCGACUACUACGAGGCGCACCAGAUGUACCGGACCCUCUUCUUCAGAUACAUGUCCCAGAGCAAACACGCAGAGGCCCGAGAGCUCAUGUACUCAGGAGCACUGCUCUUCUUCAGUCACGGCCAGCAAAACAGUGCUGCAGACUUAUCUAUGUUAGUCUUGGAGUCCCUGGAGAAGGCAGAAGUGGAAGUGGCUGAUGAACUGCUGGAAAAUCUGGCUAAAGUAUUUAGUCUGAUGGAUCCAAAUUCUCCGGAGCGAGUGGCUUUUGUGUCCAGAGCCCUGAAGUGGUCCAGUGGAGGGUCCGGGAAACUGGGCCAUCCCCGGCUCCACCAGCUGCUGGCCCUCACGCUGUGGAAAGAACAAAACUACUGCGAGUCUCGGUAUCACUUCCUGCACUCCACUGACGGCGAGGGCUGCGCUAACAUGUUAGUGGAGUACUCCACCGCCCGGGGCUUCCGCAGUGAGGUGGACAUGUUUGUGGCCCAGGCGGUGCUUCAGUUUCUCUGUUUGAAAAACAAGACUAGUGCACUGGUGGUCUUCACAACGUACACGCAGAAGCACCCGUCGAUCGAGGAUGGGCCGCCAUUCGUCCAGCCCCUGCUCAAUUUCAUCUGGUUCCUGCUGUUGGCCCUGGAAGGCGGCAAGCUGGCCGUGUUCACGGUGCUGUGUGAGCAGUAUCAGCCGUCCCUCCGGAGGGACCCAAUGUACAACGAGUACCUCGACAGGAUAGGCCAACUCUUCUUUGGCGUGCCGCCCAAGCAGACGUCCUCCUACGGAGGCUUGCUAGGGAACUUGCUGAGCAGCCUCAUGGGCUCCUCGGAGCAGGAGGAGGGGGAGGAAAGCCAGGAUGACAGCAGCCCCAUCGAGCUGGACUGAGCUGCCGGCCUACAUGGAGACGCCCACGGUCGGCACCACUGGACAGUUUCAGGAGCCAGGCCCAGAACGUGGCUUCUCACACCCAGCAGGCUCUUGGUCUGUAGUUGGCAGGGCUGCCUGUGUGGCGUCUGUCCCUAUUUAUGUAAGGUGGCUGAGGGCUGCACAGUCCGCCUGAUGCUGCGUGACCAGGACUUGAGACUGAGGCCCAGGCUUCUGCGGGCGGCCGUGUCCCUUCAGCUCAAUCACAAUAAAGCGCAGGCCUUGCUGCGGCGUCCCUCUGCCAUCCUUGUCUGUGGUUCCUUGGGGAGGGCUGCGGGAUGACAGGCAGCCUAUCGUCAGUGACUAGACCGAUUGCGCCCAGCAUCCCCGCUCCGGGCCCCCAGCACAGCUUGUGGCAUGCAGAGGAGGCAGUGGCCACCAAGACGGGGACUGAGCCAGCCUCCUGAGGUCCUGUAAAUGUGCGCGGGUUUCUCGUUUAUCUUUUAUUGUUUUGAACACGGGGUCGUUUUGCAAUCAUGGUGUACUUGCCCCUCACAGAUGGGACGGGUGAGCUGUGGGCUCCUUGCAGCUUGGGCAGCAGCUGGCCAGACCAAUGCUUGCAUGGUCCUUGGCCGUGGCUGUGGCCCCGGUGGUGCCCUGACAUGGCCAGCAAAGCUCCUCUGUGCAAGUCCCGAGCCACAGCCCUGCUGCUCUCGCAGGCACCGCGCUGCCUCUCCAGAAACGCCCUUUUAAAGAGGGGCGCUGAGAACUUUCCACGUCCUUCGUGACGCAGUAUUUAUUUUUAUUGGGUGAUGGAUUUCUUUGACCUAACGUUUCAGGUUUUAACCAAAUAAGCAGUCCAGGAAUGAGCAAAUCUAUCCUUUAUCACUUAUGAUAUUUCACAUGUUACCAGUAUAAUUAUAAAGGGAAACACUUUAUUUUUUCACGAUUAAGAGUUGUAGAUUAAUACACAGCGAUCCUGCAUGGGAAGAAGGGAGAUGUACGUUAUUUACUGUAAAAAAUGGAAUUUAAAGGAAGGCUUGUCAAUUGUUGAGUAUAAAUAAAUCCUUUAUACUGGG
Molecule: messenger RNA, 2101 nt
Organism: Marmota monax (woodchuck)
Lineage: Eukaryota; Metazoa; Chordata; Mammalia; Rodentia; Sciuridae
Gene: Get4
Product: guided entry of tail-anchored proteins factor 4
Exons: 9
Coding region: 63-1043 (326 amino acids)
Biological process (GO): protein insertion into ER membrane
Cellular component (GO): BAT3 complex; cytosol
Molecular function (GO): protein binding
Source: RefSeq, a predicted model, not a curated record